UAUAUCGUAUCACGAUUUAACGAACCUAACGUCCUAACCUAACAGCAGUAACAGCAAACAGCACUGUUUGUGCAACACAAUUUCGUGCAACGUUGUUCAGCGCGAUGAUCUCGUCACGAUUUCUUCAAGUUUCCUAAUUUCUCACGUUUCACGCCGUUUCACUUCGUCCGGUUAAUUUCGUUCGACAAACACUUGUGCGCGCGGUCUCGUCCAGAAUAGUCUGGAACCUGGAACAGUCUCGAUGGUUAAAGUGGUUAAACGAUCAGCUGUUCGGCAUCAUGCAAAUUCUCGUCUCGUGAAAUUAAAGAUCGUAAUCUUUAUAAAUAAUUUACGAUUUUCGUACGACACUUGAAAUCUGUGAUAAGUGGUUGAAAGAAGUAACGGGAUUGGAACUGCGGAAACAUGCCUCAAGGAAGGCGAAAAACUCCGUUUAGCGGAAAAGCCAAAAGGCAGCAGAUGCAGGCUAAAAAGCAGCGGCAACGAACCUUGGUUGUAAAUUCAGAUGACGAGGAAAGCUGCAGCAAUGAGAGCAAUGUUGAACAUAAGAGACAAGUGAUGAAGAUAAACGAACAACCAAAAGAUAGCAAAUCUUCAAGGAAUAGAUACGCACUACAAUUCUUUCAGGAGUCCAACGAGAAAUUGCGAAAGCGCAAGGAACGAGCUUUUAAAAGUAUCGAACCUGCGAGUCUUAAGGAUCAAGAGAUUUCCGAUAAUUAUUUUCCACCUGGGAUUGACAUGCCAAAGCGACCUCCAUGGGAUUUCAGUAUGACAAAGGAGCAAUUGGAGAUAAGAGAACAGAGAUAUUUCACAGAAUACUUAAAUAGCAUGGAGGAAUUAGCUAGCUUGAGCUACUUCGAAUUGAAUUUAGAAACCUGGCGACAAUUGUGGAGAGUUCUAGAGAUGUCAGACGUCCUACUGAUUAUCGUUGACAUCAGAUAUCCCGUUCUGAUGUUCCCUCCGUAUUUGUACGAUUAUGUGACGAAGAAACUGAAGAAAGAUAUGAUUUUGGUGUUAAACAAAGUCGAUCUAGCACCUCCAGCGUUGGUAGUGGCUUGGAAAGAGUAUUUUCACAAUCAAUAUCCAAAAUUAUACAUUCUAAUGUUUACAUCGUAUCCCACUUACAAUCUCCGUAAUAAUACGAAUAACGAGGAAGGUUUAAAGAAAAGAACUCGUAAAGGAAAAUUGAGAAUGGCCGCGGAAGGGGCGCAGAAAUUGCUGGAAGCUUGCAAAGAUAUUGUCGGGGAUAAAGUCGACCUAAGUACCUGGUAUGAGAAAAUUCAGGAGGAGAUGCACUUGGAAUACGAUUUAGAUGACAUAAAUCACAAGGAUAACGUGACAAUAGAAAAGGAGGAUACCACUUAUUUUGAACAUGAAAAAUACAAAAAUGGAGUUUUGACCAUUGGGUGUAUUGGAACGCCGAAUGUUGGAAAGUCUUCUUUGAUGAAUGCGUUGAUGGGUAAGAAAGUCGUGAGUGUGUCUCGCACUCCUGGUCACACUAAGCACUUUCAGACUAUUUAUCUCACAAAGACUGUGUGUCUGUGUGAUUGUCCUGGUUUGGUCUUUCCCUCGACUGUACCCAAAGAGUUACAGAUACUAAUGGGUUCAUUCCCGAUCGCUCAAGUUAGGGAACCGUAUACUGUCAUACAAUUUUUGGCCGAAAGAGUGAAUCUACCAAAACUGUUAAAACUUCCACAUCCAGAGAAUGAUGACACGUGGUCCGCUAUGGAUAUCUGCGACGCAUGGGCUAUCAAAAAGGAUUUCAAGACGGCGCGAGCGGCUAGAUUGGAUACAUAUAGAGCGGCAAAUUCGUUGCUACGAAUGACAUUAGAAGGAAAAAUUUGUUUGUACAUAUACCCGCCGAAUUGGACCAUUGAUAAAAAAAAAUGGGAAAAUCACGCAGAUGUUGAGACUGUAAAAUGGAUUCAAGCUAGGAAUAAAGGGGAUCAUUUCAGUACACCUACUGAAAAUAUGUCUUCUGAAGGUGAAGAAAGUGACGAUGAAAGACUGACGCAAUCUUCUGGAAGUGCAGCAAAUGAUGCAGUGAAUGAGUCAACGGAAUCGUCAAACGAGGAAAACGAUGUACCGCUUGCACCUAAUAAGUUUUCAUUGUUAUCUGCGGAAUAAUAAAAUAGUUUAUUAUAUCGCAUCUUA
Molecule: messenger RNA, 2151 nt
Organism: Temnothorax curvispinosus
Lineage: Eukaryota; Metazoa; Arthropoda; Insecta; Hymenoptera; Formicidae
Gene: Ns4
Product: guanine nucleotide-binding protein-like 1
Exons: 5
Coding region: 403-2124 (573 amino acids)
Molecular function (GO): GTPase activity; GTP binding
Source: RefSeq, a predicted model, not a curated record